Molecule: messenger RNA, 1581 nt
Organism: Macrobrachium nipponense
Lineage: Eukaryota; Metazoa; Arthropoda; Malacostraca; Decapoda; Palaemonidae
Product: zinc finger protein 658B-like
Exons: 1
Coding region: 1-1581 (526 amino acids)
Biological process (GO): regulation of transcription by RNA polymerase II
Cellular component (GO): nucleoplasm
Molecular function (GO): DNA-binding transcription repressor activity, RNA polymerase II-specific; RNA polymerase II cis-regulatory region sequence-specific DNA binding
Source: RefSeq, a predicted model, not a curated record
AUGGAAGGUGAAAACUCAGGUUUGCCUUUAAUCAAAGAAGAAAAUUACAAUUUUGAGGAUGAACAUACCAGAUUCACAGUUGAUGGAUCCUUGUUUGUAGAUUCUUCCAUAGAAGUGAAAGCUGAGCCAGACUACAUUGAUUGUGGUGAAGUUGAUGUAAAAUAUACAUGCCAGCCUGUAGAGAGUGAAGAAGACCAUUUCAGUUUUGAUGUGGAAAGGGAAAAGAUCUCUGUUGCAGAAGAAAAUAGACAUUUGGGUAGAAAAGAAAUAUUUUCAAAAAGAAGCAACAAAACAGGGAAGGAAAUAACAUGUGCUGAAUGCCAAAGGACAUUUUCACAUAUGUGUGACCUGAAAUCCCAUAUGAGAAGUCAUACAGGAGAGAAACCAUUCACUUGCUCAGUAUGUCACAAAAGUUUUUCUGCAGCAAGUGAUCUCAAAAAACACAUGAGAUCUCAUACAGGAGAGAAACCAUAUACUUGUUCUGUAUGUCAAAGUAGUUAUUCUCUGUCAAGUGUUCUUAAAAGACACAUGAAAACUCAUACAGGAGAGAAACCAUAUACUUGUUCUGUAUGUCAAAGUAGUUAUUCUCUGUCAAGUGUUCUCAAAAGACACAUGAAAACUCAUACAGGAGAGAAGCCAUUCUCUUGUUCUGUAUGUCAAAGAAGUUUUUCUGAAUCAAGUGAUCUCAAAUCACACCUGAGAACUCAUACAGGAGAGAAACCAUAUACUUGCUCUGUAUGUCAAAGAAGUUUUUCUCAUCAAAGUCAUCUCAAACCACAUAUGAGAACUCAUACAGGAGAGAAACCAUAUACUUGCUCUGUAUGUCAAAAAAGUUUUUCUCAUCAAAGUAAUCUCAAAACUCACAUGAGAUCUCAUUUAAUCAAACAAGAAAAUGACAAUCUUGAGGAUGAACAUACCAAAAUCACAGUCGAUGGAUCUUUAUUUGUAGAUCCUUCCAUAGAAGUGAAGGGGGAGCCAGAAUAUAUUGAUUGUUGUGAAGUUGAUGUAAAAUAUACAUACCAGGAUAGAAAGAGGGAAGAAGACCAUCCAAGUUUUGACAUGGAAAGCGGAAAGAAGAAACCAUAUUCUUGCUCUGUAUGUCAAAGAAGCUUUUAUCGUCAAAGUCAUCUCAAAACACACGUGAGAACUCAUACAGGAGAGAAACCAUUUACUUGCUCUGUAUGUCAAAAUAGUUUUUCUCAUCAAAGUUAUCUCAAAAUACACAUGAGAACUCAUACGGGAGAGAAACCGUAUACUUGCUCAGUAUGUCAAAGAAGUUUUUCUCGUCAAAGUAAUCUCAAAACACACAUGAGGUCUCAUACAGGGGAGAAACUAUAUACUUGUGCGGUAUGUCAAAGAAGUUUUUCUCAUCAAAAUGCUCUCAAAAAACACAUAAGAACUCAUACAGGAGAGAAACCAUUCACUUGUUCUGUAUGUCAAAGAAGUUUUUCUGAAUCCAGUAAUCUCAAAACACACAUGAGAACUCAUACAGGAGAAAAACCAUAUACCUGCUCUAUAUGCCAAAAAAGUUUUUAUCAACAUAUUCAUCUCAAAACGCACAUGAGAAGUCAUACAGGAUAG